Messenger RNA from Nematostella vectensis (starlet sea anemone), 1646 nucleotides. RefSeq lists its product as uncharacterized. The transcript is spliced from 10 exons. NCBI's taxonomy places the organism in Eukaryota, Metazoa, Cnidaria, Anthozoa, Actiniaria, Edwardsiidae. Bases 90 to 1646 code for a protein of 518 amino acids. Gene Ontology annotation, cellular component: plasma membrane. Gene Ontology annotation, molecular function: protein binding. The record is from RefSeq and is a predicted model, not a curated record.
UAAGCAGAGAUCAAGGGGGAGUUUAUAACUGUACUGUGAUUGACGGCUGUGGCUCAGCAUCAACGGACAUAGCGGUUUAUUAUGUCGACAUGGAGAGGUAUCCACUUAAGUGCAUAAAGUCACCAGCUGUCAGUAUCACCAUAGAAACAAACAAGACCCCUCCCCCUGACAUGAUCUGUGUGACGAGCAGCAAAAAGUUACAAUCACAUUUGACCAGGAAGACUGGAAGAAAAGUCACUUACGAAGUUGAAUUGACAAGUGUAGACGAAGCUGAGGUGACAUGUCACGCGGAAGGUUUCCCUGGAUCUCGGCAUACAUUCACUGUGGUUGCAGCGACCUCGGAGCAGACAAGAAAUGGAAGUUUCCGGCUUACAAACGCCAAAUAUCCACCAAACGAUCUAAUGAAAACUAGCCUCGAAAAACUGGUACAAGAAAGCGUCGAUGCCACUUGUAUGACUAAGGUCUCCUUGAGCUAUGGGCCGGGUAGUCUUAUCGUGUACGUAACCCUGACAACGCCAGCAAACGUCUCAGAUCGCUUUGUACCGCUCAAGAAUGCCCUUCUACAAAAUGCGCCAAGAUACAACUUAACGAUUGAACCGUCAAGUGUCAAAUUGCAGCAAGUGAAUACUCAACAGGCGCCAAAGUUUGAUGAUGUCAAACCUACCCAUCAAAGAAUCAAAGUCACGUGGUCAAAGCCCUAUAGUAAUGCGCAAUGCACGAUGCGCGCUAGACCUCUAGCUGGAGCGUCACGUGACUGGGUGGCGUCAUCAGGUGUCAGUAGUCCAGCCUCGCUGUCGUGCGUGUUGGAUGAUCUUGAGCCUGACACUCUGUACGAGGUGGAGGUCACCGUGUCGGUGCGGGGAGACACAAGUCGUGACACGGUGUACAUCAAGACCACACCUACAGCUGUCGAGGUAAAUGAUCAGAACUCCACCAUUGUUGGUCUCGCUGUGCUGGUCGCCAUCUUGUUCUUGGUCAUCAUUUGUCUGAUUGUCUACAUCGUGGUGCUGAAGAGGGCAGGUCUUACAACAAGGAAAAAAAGACCUGAAGCUGAUAACCCAGGCUACUCUGGAUUCCAGAAUGUGGCAAUGCAAGAAAAUGCGAACCAAGACCAGCACACAAUCUCAGAGAUGGGAGACUAUGAGGUCGCCCCAUCGGAAAUUAGGGGACCCAACCCUGACCCCAUUCCACAAUACAAACCAAUGAACAAUACACCAGCACGACCACCCAACCGUAGCAAUGUCACGCAGUAUGAAGCUAUAAACAACAACCGGUUACGUGACCAGCACGUGCCAGCCAAUCGCCAGUACGAUAGCGUCGAUAGCACGAGAAUGAGUGAACAGAACCAUCCCGCGAGGAGAGCAAGGAACGGCACAGGUGAUCAAGGCGAGCCAGGUUACGAGAACACAAGAAAACGAGGUUUACCAAGUGAAGUGUACCAAUCUUUACAGGCGACGACACAACACCGUGAGAAUACGCAGUACGCCCCAUUGCAUCCUGGGACACGCAUUGCGGCCAGGCCUGGUGUUAGGGACGAAAGAGGAGUAGGCUCAGACAUAAGAGGGAGUGAGUACCAGGAGUUGCUCAGGACUAAAGCCACAGAUCCAUGUUAUCAACGGGUAGGCAAUAAAGUCACUAGCGCAUAA